Messenger RNA from Calidris pugnax (ruff), 2470 nucleotides. It is a transcript of the gene TBKBP1, whose product is annotated as TBK1 binding protein 1. Gene Ontology annotation, biological process: canonical NF-kappaB signal transduction. The transcript is spliced from 9 exons. The record is from RefSeq and is a predicted model, not a curated record. Gene Ontology annotation, cellular component: cytoplasm. Lineage: Eukaryota; Metazoa; Chordata; Aves; Charadriiformes; Scolopacidae. Bases 317 to 2470 code for a protein of 717 amino acids.
GAACGUGGAGGGAGCGGAGCUGCUGCUGCUGCCGUGGGGACCUCCUCCUCCUCCUCCUCUUCCUCCAUCCGUCCGGCCCUCCGUUAACCCUGGAGCCUAAUGACGGCGGCGCUGCCUUCUCCUGCCGCCGACCCUCUCCUGGCUGAUCUCCCCAGCGCCUGCCCACCGCGGCCCCCUGCCCGCGCCGCCCCCCACGCCUGAGAACACGCGUGUCUGCGCCACCCCCCCCACGCCUGAGAACACGCGUGUCCGCGCCGCAGCCCUGCCCAGCCCGCACCGCCUCGCCCCGCGCCCGGGGCCCACCGCCAGGCAGGACAUGGACUCCAUGUUCGAGGACGACAUCAGCAUCCUGACGCAGGAGGCUCUGGGGCCGGACGAGGACUGGCUGGACAGUCCCAACACCGACCUCUCGGGCGAGAUGUGCUCGGCCUCCCACUUCGCCCUCAUCACGGCCUACGACGACAUCAAGAACCGGCUGACGGGGCUGGAGAGGGAGAACUCCACCCUCAAGCGCCGCCUCAAGAUGUACGAGGUCAAGUACCCCCUGAUCAGCGAGUUUGGGGAGGAGCACAUCUUCUCCCUCUACGAGGCCAAGGAGACGUCGCUGCUCAAGAGCGAGAAGGCGUCGCUGCAGCAGCAGCUCAACCAGUUCCAGCACGAGGACAUGGACUCCAUGUUCGAGGACGACAUCAGCAUCCUGACGCAGGAGGCUCUGGGCCCGGACGAGGACUGGCUGGACAGUCCCAACACCGACCUCUCGGGCGAGAUGUGCUCGGCCUCCCACUUCGCCCUCAUCACGGCCUACGACGACAUCAAGAACCGGCUGACGGGGCUGGAGAGGGAGAACUCCACCCUCAAGCGCCGCCUCAAGAUGUACGAGGUCAAGGAGCUGACAGGAGGCCGGGCAGGGCCAGCCCUGUCGGCUGCUGUUACAAGCGGUGUCUCCGUGUCCCCGGGGGUGUCACAACGGCUCAGCCGAACGCUCCGUGUGGAGGCGCCGAGCCCCCAGCCCCCCCGGGGCCCACGGGAGACGGCGUCUCCCUUCACAUCACCGCGGAGAAUAUGGGUGAACCUGGCGCUGGCCUACACGGAGCUGACGGAGGAGCUGUGUCGCCUGAGGAACCUCAGCUCCCUGCAGAGCCAGAUCCUCCGCGCCCUGCUGCAGGAGAAGAGCCUCAACGGCGGCCAGCGUCACUCCCCGCUGUCCCAGUGCCAUUCCCCAGCCCAGCAACGCCGCUCGCCCGCCCCCCAAUGCCCCUCGCCAGCCCCCCCGGGCCGUUCGCCAGCCCCUCAGUGCCAGUCGCCAGCCCUGCAGCGUCGCUCGCCGGGACCCCCCAGCCAGUCGCCGGCCCAGCAGCGCCGCUCGCCAGCCCCCGCUCCCUGCCAGUCCCCUGCCCAGCAGCGGCGCUCCCCGGUCCCCCCUCCUUCCAGCCAGUCCCCUGCCCAACAACGCCGGUCACCGGUGCCACCACCUUGCCCGUCCCCGGCUUCGGCGUCACCGCACCGGUUGCCCGGCGAGAGGAUGGAGUUGGGUUACGCCAAACCUUCCAGCCGCCACAUCAAAGCCGGCUUCCAGGGCCGCCGCAGCUACUCGGAGGUGACCAACGUGGCCCUUUACCAGCAGAACCGCUCGCUCUGGCUCCAGCCCGAAGCCUCCACCCUCCCCAAGCACCGGCCCUACGGAGAGGUUUAUUUGGGGGGCGGCGCGGGGGCCCCCCUGAGCUCCCGUGAGCCUUUCGAGGAGCACCUGCGCUUCGAGAAGCAAUCCUCGGACGAAGAGGAGUGGGCCCUCCCCAGCCCCCCCAGCCCCGAGGCGGGGGCCAUCCGCUGCGCGUCCUUCUGCGCCGGUUUCCCCGUCCCCGACGCCGAGGCCGCUCACCGGACGGCCGCUGCCUACGCGCGGGCAGAGCACGCUCAGUCCUGGCCUUCCAUCAAUGUAAGCAUGGUACACCCCCCCCCACAUCAUAACCCCCCUCCUGGGGGCCGCCACAUCAAAGCCGGCUUCCAGGGCCGCCGCAGCUACUCGGAGGUGACCAACGUGGCCCUUUACCAGCAGAACCGCUCGCUCUGGCUCCAGCCCGAAGCCUCCACCCUCCCCAAGCACCGGCCCUACGGAGAGGUUUAUUUGGGGGGCGGCGCGGGGGCCCCCCUGAGCUCUCGUGAGCCUUUCGAGGAGCACCUGCGCUUCGAGAAGCAAUCCUCGGACGAAGAGGAGUGGGCCCUCCCCAGCCCCCCCAGCCCCGAGGCGGGGGCCAUCCGCUGCGCGUCCUUCUGCGCCGGUUUCCCCGUCCCCGACGCCGAGGCCGCUCACCGGACGGCCGCUGCCUACGCGCGGGCAGAGCACGCUCAGUCCUGGCCUUCCAUCAAUCAGCUCGGGGCUGGUGCAACACCCAGCCUGGUUGCUCACCCCCGGGGCUGGCGUUACCGGGAGCCGGUGGUGGCGAUGGCUUUGGCAGCCGGCGAGCGGUGA